AUAUAAAAAUAAUUGAAUAUAAUAUUACGGCAAUUUUUAACUGCAACAAUUAGUACUUAGUAUCAAAUCAUACCGUACUGAGAUGUCUGGAUAUUUACCGGUAACCUUAAAAGGUUCAAAUUUACGUGAACGGCACCGCUAUCUGAAUUCUUUAGUUACUAAAGCGUAUGACGAAAAUGUUUCUAUCCAAGAGAUCAUCUCUCUACCAGAAAUAUCACCAAUAGACCGAAUAUUUAAAAUUGACCUCGCUUCCAAGUAUAAAUAUGUUGAAUACAUUUUACAAAACCUUAAAGAUGACGAUAUGCUAUUUGUGAGCAGAUCACUCAAAUGUCAUUGGCUUCUUGAACCGAAAUAUUGCGACAUAAUAAGUCCCUUAUAUUUGGAGAAUGUUCUUUAUCCAGAAAUGAUCCAACCUGCUGUAAAUAAAAUGAAACACUGGUUGCAAUUAAACUUAAAACACUCGGAAAGGUCUCAGGAGUUCUACAAAUAUUACAAGUCUGAUAUUGGUGUAGCUAUAAAGUUUUUUUGGCAUUGUUCCAACGAAUUUAUAUUGGAUGAAUUACCGAAUAUAAUAGACAAAUUGACGCCAGUGCAAGUGAAAUUGCUCUUCGAGAUCUGUCCUUCUGCUUGUACGCUGUAUUUUAAGAUUUUACCGAACAAUCGCACGGCGCUGGCGCGUUAUGUAAAAGAUGAAUGUAAUUACUUCAAAUGUGUUAAAUAUUUACUAAAAUAUGAUGGAAACUCAUUUUUAGACAUUGUUGAGAAACAUUUUAAUACAACUAAGCUGGAUCCUUUCGGCCCAUCAUCGACCGAAUUCAUAAUGAAACACUAUAAAAGUAGAGUUUUAGCCAAAAUCGAGUUAUAUGCGUCAUCAUUCCUUAAUAUCAAAACUUUGGCUGCUUGUUUGUCCAGCGAUGAAGCUAAUGAAAUUAUUUUACAACUUGCUCGAGCCGAUUAUCUUGCGAACUGGUUUUCUUACCAGAAAGUAGAACCACUAUUUAAGCGCUUGAAUACAAAAGACCGAACACUUCUAAAAAAACAAAUUUUUGUGGAUAAAAAUUUCGGUGCUAAAGUUGCCGAAUGGCCUUAUUCAUUACCGACGCCUUUAAAUCUCGAAGAAGACUAUUAUCUACUUGAUCCUGUGAAAUUAGCACCUGCUUUAACCGGUUGCCGUUUUACGAAGAGUAUAAAAAAAAGAAAAUAUAGCCGCUAUUCUUGUCAAAUAGUCAGCAUGGAAAAGUCUCAAUUAGAUAAAUUAUUCAAUCGCUACCGAUUUACAGGCUUCGAAGGAACAUUUCAAGAAUUAAGCAAGAAGUUAUUAGGCGAAAGCACUAUCGAAGGGAGAUUAAACAUUAUGUUGGUUCUUGUGAGUAAAAGUGGUGGUGUUUCGGAACAAGUUGAAAAGUUACUUAAGUUUUUAGUAGAGAAACACAAAAACGAACCAAACACACUGCGAGCAGCGGUAAUAAGAUCUCUUGUGAAACGGGAACGUGUGUGGUGUGCACAAGAUCAAGCCUGGGUCUAUUUGUUAGAGUUUGGGCGAGAUUUAGGACUUGAUGGUUCAUCUACUGAACUUAUUUGCCGAGAAGGACUCCAUGCUGUCAUUAUUAGACACUUAUUAAAUAAUAUUCCUAUCUCAAAACAUUUGCUGUCGGGUUUUCUACGGUAUUUCUCAACUCUGUCUGAAUACAAAUUGAAUGUACAAGAAAAAGCGCUAAUUGCAAAACGAUUACCACUUCAACUUUUGACUUUAAGCCCUGUUGCCUUUUUGGAUAUUCUGGGAGAAUAUAAGGUUUCUAUUGAGGAAUUUCCUGAUGCUAUACCUAUACUUGCCAAAGCAGCAUCUGACGAACCUGAUUUGCUGAGUAGAUUAUACGACGCAAAAUUGUUGCGACGUGAACUCUUCCAUGAAAACUUCAGAAUUAAACCUACAGGUGCUAUGUAUUUAAAUGCUUUGCGACAUGAUGUGAAACCCCUCGAAGGUGGUAAGAGCUUAGCGGUAUUAGCCUCUAAACAGCGCACAAAUCAUGAUAGAUUCCUUCAAUGUUUAAGUGUGUACUUUAGUGAAUCUGGUGGCUUAGCAGAACAGCACAGAUUAAUGUUAGAGGAAGCUUUACAAAAAGAUCAUAAAACGUGGUUAGUUCGUCCAUUAUGCACCUUAAUGACGAAUCAGUCAUUAUUCGGACGUAUUUCAGAAUUAUUAGCUCAAGCUCAAACUGAUAAUAAAAAACAAUCAAAUAUAUUAAAUGAAUUUAAAUCUAAUGCACAUAAGACUAAGCCAACUUUGGAUAUCGAUGCUAUUGAUUGGAAAAUUAUAGGAGCUAAAGCAAUUGCAAAUAAAAUGUUUAUUUGUAGAACGAAAGAUCAGGAACGAUACCUAAUGAAACUUGUGGAGUGGAGACGAACGGCUAAAAUUUUAUUAAGGUUAUCAUCUAAUACUGCAUUUGCUGCUGAGUAUUUCCUUCGUGUUUGUACUUUAAGACGUAAAGUUGCACUUAAUAUUGGUUUUUCAUUAUAUCUCAAAAAGAUUACGAUUGAUGAAUCCAUUUGGACGGCUUUGAAAUCCUUAAUUGAAAAUACAAAAAUGUCAUCCGAUAAAUCUGCUUUAUUAAAGAAGUUAGAGAAACCAAAAUCCGUUCCGAAAAAUAUAGUGGAAGAUUACUGGGUAUUCGUGUAUAAAUUAUUUUUCAAGAUUGAUAAGAAAAGGACUACGGCAUCGCUUUGUCGUCUGGAAAAUCUUCUUCCUGAAGUAGAUCGAAAAGUAAUUACUAAUAUUCUAACGGAAUUUAUUAAUAACGACCUGAGUGUCAGUAAACUAGUAAAUAGUUACGACCUCAAUACAAGAAUAUCUCUGUAUUUCCAAAUUAUAGCCAAACACUUGUUGCUUUGUAAAACUGAGGACGAACAGAAAUAUUUAAUUGAAAAUGUAUGCGAUAAAUUUUUUGAUGAACUAGAAGUUUCGUUUAAAACUAUUGACAAAAAAAAUUUACUUUUAGAAUGUUUGGACGAAUUCAUACUUUCCUUGAAAUAUACUAAAGCAUUUUUAGAGGAACAUGUCUCCCCUAUGGCGGUAUUUGAAAGAAUACUCAAUAGGUUACAUAAGAUUUUACCCAUCGAAGAAAACUUUACAAGAUACGCCGAGAUUCAUUUAACUAUGCUCUUUUAUAAAAGCAUAAAACAGACGAAUAAAUUUGAUAUAAAUACAACGGAUUCAACGAAACGCUACGAAGCUAUUGAAAUUUUGGGUAAAGUAUUUGGUAAAUACAUUGGUUACGAGAUAAAGGAGUUGGUCUCGAGAUUCUUCCGAUCUGUGCUGGACAUUUACAAAAAUAUUUUAGAAAAUUAUUUAGACAAUUACUUUCAUUUUAACUAUGCUAGGAAAUUGUUUGUUACAUUUGUAAUCAAAGGUAUUUUAGAAGUUGGUUCACAUGAGGCGAUACUUUUAGCGGAACAUAUAUUCCAGAGGAAUCAAAAAUACUGUAUUUCUGAACCACAUCGAAGUGAAAUUUUAAACGUGCUGAAAGAAUCGAACAGUGAGGUUAAAUUUUUCUUAUAUAACGAUAUUUUCAAAGCAUGA
Vanessa atalanta (red admiral) is the source of this 3577-nucleotide messenger RNA. RefSeq lists its product as uncharacterized. The transcript is spliced from 3 exons. Lineage: Eukaryota; Metazoa; Arthropoda; Insecta; Lepidoptera; Nymphalidae. The record is from RefSeq and is a predicted model, not a curated record. Bases 83 to 3577 code for a protein of 1164 amino acids.